Molecule: messenger RNA, 1128 nt
Organism: Physella acuta
Lineage: Eukaryota; Metazoa; Mollusca; Gastropoda; Physidae
Product: TM2 domain-containing protein 3
Source: RefSeq, a predicted model, not a curated record
AGUCUGUCAACUAAAACUCACUUAACUGCGUUGUUUAAUGUUUAGGACUUCUAAAAAAUUUAUUUGUCUGUGAUGGUGAUUGAUUGUACCUAGAAACGUAGAAAGCUGUAAAUAUAGAAAGCAUUUAUCACUAUGACAGUCAAACUUAUAGCUUCAAGUAUUUUUGGCAUCCAGUGUAGGAACAUUAUUUUGUCUUGGCAUUUAGUAUCUGUCAUUCUAUUAUUAAUUGCUGUUGGGAUGUCAAGAGUAACAGCAACAGAAAUCACAACCCUUGAUGCCAGCACAAGUAGUAGUUCAGCAUUACUGCCAGUGUUAGCGUCUGCAAAUUCAUCCAGUAAUGACAGUGAACCAGCUAAAGGGCCUCAAGCACCAGACUGUUCAGUAAAUGUAGAUGAAGAAUGUCCUGAUAACUUAGAAUGUAAUCGAUUGGGAGGGGAUUGCAUCAACUGUACCUUCAAUGAAUCUUGUAUAUAUGGAACCAAGCAAAAGGCUAUUUGCACCCCAAAGCAAUUUGUAAAUUGUACUGGAAAUCAGACUUUUGAAAGAGAAUAUGAAUGUCGUUAUUGCUAUCAGUUACCACAGCAGUUGACUUGGUGUAAUAAAACUAUAGACUGUGCCUUAAACAGACCUCGCAAUUACUAUCCUGCCAGACCUUUCUAUGUCAGUACAUGUUGGACCAAGAAGGAAUAUCUGUGUAUGGGGCGAAGAUGCUUCCCUAAGCAACUGUCUUGCAAUUGGUCUCAAGGUUACAAGUGGUCAACAGCACUGCUUUUAAGCAUUUUCCUAGGCGGUUUCGGAGUGGAUAGAUUUUAUCUGGGUUUAUGGAGAGAAGGAAUUGGGAAGCUAUUAAGUUUUGGUGGCUUAGGAGUGUGGACAUUGGUUGAUGUAAUUCUGAUAUCAGUUGGAUAUGUUGGACCAUGGGAUGGAUCACUGUAUAUUUAAUUUCUGUACUUACUUUAUUAUUGACAUUUUGUGUUAAACUUGUAUUUUUAUGUAUUUAUUUUGGAAAUUAAAUUUGAACCAACCGUCUUCAUAACUAAUUUUUUAAAAAUUCUCUUAUACUACAUGUCCUUAUUAUUUGGAUAACAACAGUUUAAAUAAAGUGGGAGUGAUCUCCCCUAGACUUUC